Messenger RNA from Polychytrium aggregatum, 1364 nucleotides. RefSeq lists its product as uncharacterized. The coding region runs from base 85 to 1185 and encodes 366 amino acids. The transcript is spliced from 3 exons. NCBI's taxonomy places the organism in Eukaryota, Fungi, Chytridiomycota, Chytridiomycetes, Polychytriales. The record is from RefSeq and is a predicted model, not a curated record.
CUUCGCUCUGGAGUAUAUAGCUGAUAGAGCUGCAUGCCGUCGCAGCGGUCGGCAUUCAGUGCUGACUGACUAUCCCGCCGCAAAAUGGUCGCCAUGCAACUGCCUCGUUGGUCCUGGGUGCACCUGCUGAUCUGCAUCCAGCUCUGCCUGGCACAAACGAUAACUUGCCCCAGCAACACCUUCUCGAUCCAGUCGAUCAGUCCUGGUCCCCUGACUCUGAGCAGCACGGUCCUGGUCAUCUACACCAUCCCGUCGACCUCGACCAUCACCAGCAUCGUCUCGAUCAAGAUCUUCCGAGACACCACCGCGACGAUCCCUGUGUCCCAGUCCUCGUCCACGCCGCAGCUGCCUGUCCAGAAUCCUUCGCCUGGCACUGGCCAAAUCUCGUUUCCAAUCCCCAGCAACAUUGUCAAUAUCACCAACGCAUCCGGGACCACGUCGUUCUUCCUGGAGUUUGUUCUGACCAUCCCCGGGACCCUUGCCGGUGUUCCGGUGUCGCAGCAGUGCACUAUUGACUCGCUUCAGAGCUUUGUGCUCCAAACUUCUUUAUCAAGCUCCUCGACCAGCUCCACUUCAUCGACCAGCUCCACCACAUCCUCCUCCAGCACAUCUUCUUCCAAGACAUCCUCCUCCAGCACAUCCUCCUCCAGCACAUCCUCUUCCUCCACAUCCUCGUCCAAGGCAUCCUCUUCCAAGGCAUCCUCUUCCACCACCUCGUCCACCACAUCAUCGACAUCCUCCUCUUCCAAAACGUUGUCUUCCACCACUUCGACCAGAUCUUCGUCGACGUCGUCUUCCACCACUUCGACCAGAUCUUCGUCGACGUCGACUUCGUCCAAGACAUCCUCUUCGACCCCGACCUCUUCCAAGACACCCUCCACCACCACCACCACCACCACCACCACCACAAAAACAACAUCGACCCACUCGAGAGCCUCGCACACUUCCUCCCGCUCGCAUGAAGGCGGUACCGGAGUUUCCUCGCAAACAAGCACCAGCUCAAGCGCCGCCACAUCGACCCUGAAGCCCACUCCGACAAAGAGAUGCCCUGCCAGACAACACGAUCGAUAUCACAAGGAACAUGACAAUCACGACAAUCACGACAGUCACGAUACACACAAGCCAAAGCACCGUCCACAUCAUUACGAUGAAGCGCACCCGGAUCGAUUCCAAAUCUGGGCUUGAGGGUUAGUGAGCUGCUCCGACUCGGAGGGAAUGAGGCCCACACGCAUCUCCCAAGCAUUCCCAUCACUUCCUUAACAGCACCUUUGCCCCUCCUCCGCAUGUUCAGCCAAACGGACUGCCAACAACACCCAACCCCAUGACGGCCCCGUAUCUGUAACGAUGUGAAACCAGGUGCUGGC